Molecule: messenger RNA, 3003 nt
Organism: Closterium sp. NIES-67
Lineage: Eukaryota; Viridiplantae; Streptophyta; Zygnematophyceae; Desmidiales; Closteriaceae
Source: the annotation of a GenBank genome assembly
UUCUUUGCUCACGAGUCACAAGUCACGAGUCACCUCACCACCAGGGGCGAUCAGUGAGUCGCUCACUUUCCCUCGCGUCUCGUGCUUCACUUCCCCGCAUCUCCUCGUCGCCCUGGUCGCUACUACCGCCGCACUUGCAGGAUCCGUCAGUGCUCGCACCCGAUCAUGCCGGCGCGCCGGUUGUUGGAAAUAGAGCCCCCAGGCCCUUUUCGUUAUAUUCUGGGCGCGGCGCUGAUGCUGGUGGGGGUCGUGCUGCCGCUCACGUAUUUCAUGUUCCGAUCCAAGCGAACUCCGCCUCCUUCGUUCAAGCAGACGUUUUAGCCCGUCAACCAUUCCGACACCAGACCAGAUCUGCCCAUCCGUUCACUCUCGAGCUCUCCUUAAAACCAGCUGUCAGAUCAGGCUGUCGUUCCGGUUAGGUUUGGGAAUCGCAGCCGCCGUUUGUUGCUGACCUCAGCAACCGAUCAUGGCUCGUCUGCUGGGUGCUAGACCCCUGCCGCCGCUGCUGCGGGUGCUGGUGGCGGUGAUGGUGGUGGGGGCGGGGGUGGCGGGGGUGAGGGGCCUGUAUGAGGACCAGGUGGGGACGUACGACUGGUACCAGCAGCGCAUUGGCCGGGCUCGCUUCGCGUCCUUCCUCACCUCCUCGCAGCGCAAGCGCGUGCUCGUUGGCACGGAUAGGAACGUCGUUGCUGCGCUAAACCUCCGGACAGGGGAUAUCGCGUGGCGUCGUGUGCUGGGGGAUGCUGACACCCUCCACGCCCUGGAUAUGGGCGGCCGAUAUCUCAUCACUGUAUCCGGCACCAAGAUGGCAGCAGUGAGGGCGUGGGCGGUACCCGAUGGCGCCCUUGCAUGGGAGACCGCCCUACUGCUGCCUUCGGCUGCUGCUUCGACAGGAGGGGCUGUGACUGCUAGUUUCAUCACCAUUUCGGCCCCUGAUGCGCCUUCCACAGACCGAGUGGUUGUCUUACUUGGGGCAGCAUCAGCAGCAGCAGCAGCAGCAGGGUCCAACCCAGCAGCAGCAGCAUCUGCCGUGCAUUGCUUGUCAGCUGCUACUGGUGAAGUGCUCUGGUCAGCCGCCCUGCCCACACCAGCGCACAGCAUCUCCCUCCUCCCCCACGGUUCUAUCCUCCUCACUGCCCUCUCCCCUGACCUCUCCUUCUCCCUCACCACCCUCGAUGCCGCCUCGGGAAAGGUCACUGCCUCUGCUUCCUCUCCUCCUUCCUCCUCCUCCUCCGUUUCCUCCUCUUCCUCUUCCUCUUCCUCUGCUCCGAUUCCUGGUCCUGCUGCUGCCUAUGUCACUGCUACAGGCACUGCUGUUGCUGUGGAUUCUGUGUCUGGUAACGUCCUCACUGCUGUGCUGGUUACAUCUGCUACAGCAGAUGCCACAGUGGGCGCUACAGUGGGUGCUACAACUGAUGCUACAGUGCACGUGCGCAGUACGCCCCUCGCCUCUCUCCUACCCAAGGAGCACUACCAGUCGGGAUCUUCAGCUACAGUGGUGCCAGAGAAGGCUCCAGGAAGCUUCGUCUGGCUGUCAGUGCCUGGAGCUGUGUUCCUCCUGUCAGCAGGGGGAGCAGGACAGGCUGAGUCAGCGGGACAGAUGUCACUCGUUGAUUCGUUCCCUGGAGUGAGCGCUGUUAGUGCGAGUGUUGUGGGAGGAGCAGCAGGGGCAGGAGGAGGAGGAGAGGGAAGGGAAGGGGGGGAGUAUCACUCUGGUCUCGUGGGAUCGCAAGGUGGUGGCGAUUCCCUGAAGUUUAACAUCAAGGUUCACCAGCUGCUUCCUUCCUCCUCCUCCUCCUCCGCCUCUCUCCUCUCUGACUCUGUCACUGUUCCUUCUCCACCGGGGACCACCGGCUCAAUAGCAGAGCUGCCAGAGGAGGAGGAGGAGCUGUCAGUGGCAGCAGUGGAGCACGACUUUGUGGGAGAGGGAAGAAGCCUGGCGUCAGUAGUGGCAGUGUCCGUGGCAGAGCUGCCGGAGGAGGAGGAGGAGCUGUCAGUGGCAGCAGUGGAGCACGACUUGUACGAGUGGGCACAUACACACCUGUUGAGGGCCAAGGCGUCCCUCCCAAUCUCGCCUCAGCUGACGAGCAAGCCCUGGUGCACCGCCUGCGCACCGCCUCACCUGAAAAGGUCCGGCCUUGUCCGGGAUAGGAACGGGUUCCGCCGCAUUCUCCUGCUGCUGACCGCGCCAGGUGGGGGCAACAGAGCGUCAGGUGGGAAACAGCAGAGGGUCAGGUGGGAAGCUGUUUGCGCUGCAUUCUGGAGAUGGCCGAGUGCUGUGGGCUGCUGCACUUCCGUCAGGUGGUUCUGCAGUGGAUGGGCGCGUCUGUGUUUUCACCUGAAGCUAUGGUCCUGUGGAGGGACCCCCACCGCAUGUCACCUGACCAAACACCUGAAGCUCUGGUGCUGCAGAUUCGGCAGCAGGCACAGAAGCAGCAAGAGGGGGGAGAUAAGGAGGGAAAGACGAGAGGCGGCUGGUGAUGCUGUGGAGAAGGGUGAGAAGGAAGCGGAGGACAGGAAGGAGAGAGGAUGGUAUCAGCCCGUGCACGUGCAUGUGUUCCCAGGGACGGAGGAGGCGAGGGGGUUUCGAGGGCACAAGAAGGAGGUGUUCUUCUAUCUGGUGGAUGCUGUAACGGGGGCAGUGGAGGGGUAUAGCAUUGGAGAGAGGGUGGAGGAGGAGGGUAGCAGUGGCAGCGGUGGAGCGGUGGUGGGAGGGACGAUGGUGGGAGGUUGGGUAGGGGCGUGGUGUAUGGAGCAGUGUUGGUGUGGAGGGUGGUGCUGCCUGCUGACUCGGAGGUCAUUUCAGCCGUUGCUGCACCUAAGAGGGAAGAGCGUGUGUCUGUGUGCACCUGUGCAUGGUGUGCGUGGGGGUAUGGAGCGGUGCUGACGUGGCGGGUGGUGCUGCCUGCUGACUCGGAGCUCAUAUCAGCCAUUGCUGCGCCAAAAAGAGACAAGGUGGGUGUUUGCGUGUGUAUGCAUGUGUGUGUGAGUGUGUUUGGGUGU